Molecule: messenger RNA, 1809 nt
Organism: Limulus polyphemus (Atlantic horseshoe crab)
Lineage: Eukaryota; Metazoa; Arthropoda; Merostomata; Xiphosura; Limulidae
Exons: 3
Coding region: 1-1809 (602 amino acids)
Source: RefSeq, a predicted model, not a curated record
AUGGGUGGAGGAGAACAAGGAUUUCGGGUCGAACUUGGAAGUCGUCGGAGGAUUGUUUUCUGUUUGGAUUCUCCUGUCUUUUGUUGCAAUACGUGUCUGUGGAAGCGACCAGUGGAUAUAGAAGCGUUACUUUAUGAUACAUGGGUCUUCAAAGCAACAUGGGGCCAGCUAGAUAUAGGACGAUCGCCUGCGGCCAUGAUGCCUCAGAUCACCUCUUUGGACGUGCAGUGUGAGAAAACAGGAAUGACGGUUCAUGUUGAGUUUGACAGACCCUACAAUGGAAUCAUUUUUUCGAAGGGUCAUUACAGCACUGCUUCCUGCCGAUACGUCAACCCCAGGAGUGGGAGGAAUUCCUAUGAAUUUGUUAUUCCAAUGAGUGGAUGCGGAACUGUAGCGAAUGACAAUAUCGAUGGUACGGGCCAAUUUGGGUUCGAUAACACCAUCAUCUUUCAGAAUGACGAACUCUUUCAAGAGAUUUGGGACGUAGCCAGAAAGAUCUCGUGUGGCUGGAUUUCAAGUAUUGAAAAGUUUGUUACCUUUCGUCCAUUCACUGUGGACAUGCUGGAAGUUAAGGAAGUGUUCUUCACAGGAGACAAUGUCGACUGUUGGAUGGAUCUUCAAAGGGGAGAAGGACCUUUUGCUCCUCCCGUGAACGGAAUUGUAAAAAUUGGAGAAACACUCACCAUUGUUAUAUACACACGUGAUGACGACGGUUCAUUUGAUCUUCUUGUCAAGGACUGUUAUGCUUAUGAUAGCCCAGAGUUUGAAAACACUAAGACAAGACGUAUUCAAUUAACUGAUAAGUCAGGCUGUCCAGUAAAAGAAAAGCUACUUCGAUCAUUUUAUAGAACCCGAAGGACUAAGAAUACAGGAGCUAGCAUAAUCGCCUAUGGAUUUAUCAAUGCAUUUAAAUUUCCAGAUAAAAUGGAUGUUUACAUAGCAUGUAACGUUGAAAUUUGUAAAAAUUCUUGUGCCAGUUCGUGCCAACCAGAAGUAACAGAUGAGACUAAUCCUGGAGGGAGAACAGAAUUUCCUCCGACUAUUACAACCAGACGCACACCUCCUCCUCCUACCCGCCCUCCUAUCUUACCCACACGCCCUCCAACUCGGCUUACCCGUCCUCCAACUCAGCGUACCCGUCCUCCAACUCGAGGUACCCGCCCUCCAACUCGGCGUACCCGUCCUCCAACUCGAGGUACCCGCCCUCCAACUCGGCGUACCCGUCCUCCAACUCGAGGUACCCGUCCUCCAACUCGGCGUACCCGUCCUCCAACUCGAGGUACCCGCCCUCCAACUCGGCGUACCCGUCCUCCAACUCGAGGUACACGUCCUACCCGUCCUCCAAUUCGUAGUACGCGCCCUACAGUCCAACCUCCACCCCCAUUUAGAACAACACCUGCUCCUGCAACAAAAGGUUCACAUAAAGCGAAUGCUUUUCACACCUUUUUGGGUGAAUUCGGUCGUUACAGAACCCACGUGGGGAGAAAACGUAGGGACGUUGAGUUAAGCCUAAAUAGCCAUCGUGAAAAUAAAGACAAUGCAACGUUAUCUAUGUAUCGUUCUUUCACCGUUCUCGCCCCGGAUGAUUUGUCAGACUUGGAGAGUGACUAUGUUAAAGCACUUCGCUUACUCAACCAGAAAAACAGUGACAGCUACUGCAUGUCUGUCACAAGCUUUUUCACAGGCCUUUCUGUUCUCUUGGGACUUUUGACUAUUAGUUUCAUCGUAGUAUUGAUGAUGUGUCUUCGAAUUCGAAAUAAUACGAAAACCAUGAAGUCGAUCUCUUCAGGUAACUGUCAUCAUUCAUAA